Bombus pascuorum is the source of this 1677-nucleotide messenger RNA. It is a transcript of the gene Cyp301a1, whose product is annotated as probable cytochrome P450 301a1, mitochondrial. The record is from RefSeq and is a predicted model, not a curated record. Bases 38 to 1612 code for a protein of 524 amino acids. NCBI's taxonomy places the organism in Eukaryota, Metazoa, Arthropoda, Insecta, Hymenoptera, Apidae. Gene Ontology annotation, molecular function: oxidoreductase activity, acting on paired donors, with incorporation or reduction of molecular oxygen; iron ion binding; heme binding. The transcript is spliced from 10 exons.
AUAAUAAAGUAAUCGUAUCUUUAUUUGAAAUACUAGAAUGAUACGACCGCUAUUAUUGGUACGCCGGCUCUCACAAUCACAAAGCGACCUUCGAAGAAUUUUAUGCACAGGUGCAGUGACCUCGACGACAAGGGAAUGCACGGUCGAUCACGAUGCAACGAUCGAAUUGAAGCCAUACGAAGACAUACCAGGACCAAAGCCGAUACCAAUUUUGGGAAAUACUUGGCGAUUGUUUCCAAUGAUCGGGCAAUACCAAAUAUCAGACGUGGCGAAAUUGUCGCAGACAUUCUACGACGAGUACGGGAAGAUCGUUCGUUUGACUGGUUUAAUAGGUCGACCGGAUCUGUUGUUCGUUUAUGACGCUGACGAGAUCGAGAAGAUUUAUAGACAGGAAGGACCAACUCCAUUUAGGCCAUCUAUGCCGUGUCUGGUGCAUUAUAAGAGCGUUGUGAGGAAAGAUUUUUUUGGAAGUCUUCCUGGUGUCGUUGGAGUACACGGCGAGCCAUGGAGAGAAUUUCGUACGAGAGUCCAGAAACCUGUUCUUCAACCGCAGACGGUGAGAAAAUAUAUAACGCCUAUUGAGAUGGUUACGUCUGAUUUCAUACAAAGAAUUCAAGAGAUUAAAGGAGAAGAUGACGAAUUGCCAGCAGACUUUGAUAACGAAAUACACAAAUGGGCCCUAGAAUGUAUAGGUCGCGUCGCCCUUGACGUGAGAUUAGGAUGCUUAUCAGGUAAUCUGACACCGGAUUCGGAGCCUCAAAAGAUUAUCGAUGCGGCCAAAUUUGCUUUGAGGAACGUAGCAGUGCUUGAAUUGAAAGCUCCUUACUGGAGAUACGUACCUACCCCUCUGUGGUCAAGAUACGUACGAAACAUGGAUUACUUCAUCGAAGUAUGUAUGAAAUACAUCGAUGCUGCGAUAGAGAGAUUGAAAACAAAAAAAUCUGUUGACGAGUCUGACUUGUCUUUGGUGGAAAGAAUUUUAGCCAAAGAAACUGACCCUAAAAUGGCUUAUAUUCUGGCCUUAGAUUUGAUUUUGGUUGGAAUAGAUACCAUUUCAAUGGCUGUUUGUUCAAUAUUGUAUCAACUGGCAACUAGACCGGAAGAACAGGAAAAAAUUUAUCAGGAGCUUAUAGAAAUUCUUCCUGAUCCAUCUGUACCUCUUACUACGAGUCAUCUCGAUAAAGCUAUUUAUAUGAAAGCUUUUAUUCGUGAAGUUUUCCGAGUAUAUUCUACAGUGAUUGGAAACGGUAGAACAUUACAAAAUGACACUACAAUUUGCGGCUAUAGAGUACCAAAGGGGGUGCAAGUCGUGUUCCCAACUGUAGUAACGGGAAAUAUGAAACAAUAUGUAGCAGAUGCAAAAACGUUUAAGCCAAAGCGGUGGCUAAAAGAAUCUUCUAACGAAAUUUUGCACCCCUUUGCAUCGUUACCUUAUGGUCAUGGCGCACGUAUGUGUUUAGGAAGACGAUUUGCAGAUUUAGAAAUGCAAGUUCUGCUUGCCAAACUGAUAAGAUCUUACAAAUUGGAAUACCAUCAUAAACCACUUAAAUACAAGGUUACAUUUAUGUACGCUCCCGACGGUGAACUCAAAUUCAAAAUACUUCAAAGAUAGUGAUCAUUUAAAAUAGUAUCCUUUUGAUUUUAUGGCAAUAAAGGCAAUAAAAAAUAAAGGAAGAA